Messenger RNA from Ilex paraguariensis (yerba mate), 181 nucleotides. The record is from the annotation of a GenBank genome assembly. Lineage: Eukaryota; Viridiplantae; Streptophyta; Magnoliopsida; Aquifoliales; Aquifoliaceae.
AUGGUGAUUGAUAUGCUUAAGGCUUACAAAGGCAAAAAUAUAGUUGUAGUGUAUGGUGAGAAGGGCGAAGACCCAAUACCUUGUACAAAAGAAUCUUCUAGUGAUGAGGAACCAAGUUGGAUGAGGGAAGGGUUGGAAACACCUUAUGAAGAUGUAUUUAGUAAUGAUGGGAAUGACAACG